Epinephelus moara (kelp grouper) is the source of this 4466-nucleotide messenger RNA. RefSeq names its product cyclin-dependent kinase 5 (gene cdk5). Lineage: Eukaryota; Metazoa; Chordata; Actinopteri; Perciformes; Serranidae. Gene Ontology annotation, cellular component: cytoplasm; nucleus. The coding region runs from base 157 to 1035 and encodes 292 amino acids. The record is from RefSeq and is a predicted model, not a curated record. Gene Ontology annotation, molecular function: ATP binding; cyclin-dependent protein serine/threonine kinase activity. The transcript has 12 exons. Gene Ontology annotation, biological process: axonogenesis; protein phosphorylation; synaptic vesicle transport.
CCAACAAGACGAGCUUGGCUGCAGACCGACCAGGAGCAAGUGAGUGCAGAUAGCUUCAAGCUAACGCUAGCUAUCACAACAUUAUUUACCCCAGUUUGGGGCUUUAAUCAGUCAUUGGUUUGCUAGCUCGCCCAGGGCUGGCUUCACUGGCCAAACAUGCAGAAAUAUGAAAAGCUUGAAAAAAUCGGAGAGGGAACGUACGGGACAGUUUUCAAAGCUAAAAACAGAGAAACCCACGAAAUUGUGGCUUUGAAGAGGGUCAGGUUGGACGACGACGACGAGGGGGUGCCAAGUUCAGCUCUGAGAGAAAUCUGUCUCCUGAAGGAACUAAAGCAUAAAAACAUAGUCAGACUACAUGAUGUUUUGCACAGUGACAAGAAGUUAACCUUGGUUUUUGAAUAUUGCGAUCAGGAUUUGAAGAAGUAUUUUGACAGCUGCAAUGGGGACCUAGAUCCUGAAACUGUGAAGUCAUUCAUGUAUCAGCUGUUGAAAGGCCUGGCCUUCUGUCACAGUCGAAACGUUCUUCACAGAGAUCUGAAGCCACAGAAUCUCCUCAUAAACAGAAACGGGGAGUUGAAGCUGGCCGACUUUGGGUUGGCUCGAGCCUUUGGCAUACCUGUGAGGUGUUACUCUGCAGAGGUGGUGACAUUGUGGUACCGGCCUCCCGAUGUGCUGUUUGGUGCUAAACUUUAUUCUACCUCAAUUGACAUGUGGUCUGCUGGAUGCAUAUUUGCAGAGCUGGCCAACGCUGGAAGGCCUUUAUUCCCCGGGAACGACGUGGACGACCAGUUGAAAAGAAUCUUCAGAUUGUUGGGUACACCAACUGAAGAGCAGUGGCAGACGAUGACGAAACUCCCAGAUUACAAGCCAUAUCCCAUGUAUCCAGCCACCACCUCACUGGUGAAUGUGGUCCCCAAACUAAGUAGCACAGGACGGGAUCUACUGCAGAACCUGUUAAAAUGUAAUCCCGUCCAGAGGAUCUCUGCAGAGGAGGCCUUGCAGCACCCUUACUUUGCUGAUUUCUGCCCACCCUAAAUGCUAAAUGGCCUCUCGCUGAACCUCCGCCGCCAGAAUCAAUCAUCCUUCACUCUGUUGGGUCAUUAGGACCGGUCCCAACAAGGCAAAUCCCUCACCAGUUUUCAAACACUCCCCUGCAUCUCAUUCUGUCGUGCCUCUGUGUGGAACAAAGUCCUGGUGGCUCUGCAAGGUUUUAGGUUCUUUUAAGUUGCAAGCCUGUUUAAUUUGGUACAUACACGCCUCCCAGUUAAUUAGCACUAGCGUGGGAGGGUGCGGUAUGUGUCGCAUUGAAUAAAUUGUCUACCUGUGGAAACGGCUGAGAACAAAACACCCCUCUGCUCCAAAAGACUUUAAUUAACAUGCUGUUUAUUUCUCACGUUUAAGUGGUUCAUGAUGAAUGAAAGACGGCCCUUUGAAUCUGCGGUGGUCUCAUUUGGUGAAUUCAUUUUGUUUACCUAAAACUCAAAGUGCUGGCACAUACUGCAUCAGCUCUGACAUUAUGGUCUCUGGUCCUGUUGUGGUGUGUUUUGCCACUUUGCUUCCAUUAAUAGAAGUCUUACCUUUGGUGGAGAGAGUGUUGAGUUUUGAUGCCAAUACCAAUAUUAAUAUUUCAGAGAUUAGAAAAUGUGAUCUUGAUAUAUUGGCCAUAAAAACAAAGCAUAAACUUGUUUUAUUAUUAUGAGCAUCACUUCAAUUUGGUUUUUAAAGCAUUGUGAUUUGGCUGUAGCUCCUCAUGAGCUGUGAUAAAUGCUGGCGCUGACACUGAUACAUGUGUGAGAAGUUAAUACCCAGUUAUAUAUUGGCUCUAGAGGAGACCACAGGUUCCUGAGACAGCUGAUGCUCCAGUGUUCCUAUUUCAAAUAUAUUCAAAUUUCAAUUUAAAUUGCUCAUUUGUCGGUUUUAGAACCGCAAGUGAGCAAUUAAUCUGAACAUUUAAAAGGCUGAAUUUGUUUAGUGUCUUUUCAGGAUAACAUGCUGAUUUUGUUUUACAAGCCUGUAAAUUCCAAAUUUCAGAGGAAUUUUUUUGGAUAUAAAUACUGUAUGUAAUUUGGUACUAAUUUAUUUACUUAUUUUUUUCAAGGAAUUACUCCUUUUAAACCUUUUGUACACACUUAAAAAGUGUUCACUCGUUAUUAGAAACUUUUUACACAGGUUUAAUUUUUCUUUUUUAUUUAUAAUAAGAAAAAAUACUCCUAUGUUAAUACUAAUACAUUAUUCACUUAUUAUUGGACUUUUUUUUUCUUCAGUUUUUGCAAAAUUUAAAAUAAAAAUAAAUAAAGAAACCUGCCUAAAUAGUUAAAUUACUCACUUGUUAUUUUGAAAAUUUUGCAUAGGUUUAUUUUUUAUUUAAAAUAAAAAAUAAACAAUUACACCUGUGUAAAUAAUUAUUCACUUGUUGGAAAGUUUUUACACGGGUUUAAUUUUUUAUUAAUAAUAAAAAAAGGUGUCGAUUAUUGGACUUUUUUUUUUCAUUUAAAAUAGUAAUAAAUAAUAAAAUCUGUGUAAAUACUUAGAAAUUACUCACUUAUUUGGAAAAUUUUGCAAAGGUUUAUUUUUUUUAUUAAAAUAAAAAUAAACAAACCUGUGUAAAUAAUUAUUCACUUAUUAUUGGAAAGUUUUUACACAGGUUCAUUCUUUAUUUAAAAUAAGAAUUAAUAAUUAAACCUUUGUAAAUACUUAUAAAUUAUUCACUUAUUGGAAAGCUUACACAGGUUUAUUUUUUAUUUAAAUUAAAUGUAAAUCAUUAAACCUGUGCAAAUAAAAUACUAUAAUAAUAAAUGACAUUCUCAUCAUUGGAAACUUCAUCCUCCAUAUGAACUAAAUUUGUCUGUACAUAAAUUAAAACAGUUCGUCUGCUUCGUACUGACUAAAAGACUCUGGAGGUUACACUAGCAAUUAAUUAGAAUUUAGUAAUUAAAAGUAUACCAGUUGAACACAGUCUCUAUUUUCCCUCUGAUUAUUACCAAAUUACAUACUUCUUUCCUGGAGAUUAAAAGGCAAUUACAGACCUGUAAAAUACGCUGCCGUAUCAUGACUUAUUUUACAUUUCAGACCGGAACAGAAAACACACUUACACAUCCCAACAUUACAAUUCUUUGUCCCACUACCUAUUACAAGAUUGUAUAAUAGCACGGGAAGCUAAUUUAUAACUUUCUUUUUUCUCAGGCUUUAUUAUGUCCCCUUUUUUAUUUGUCUUUUGUGCACUUUGUAAGUUUUAUUUUAAAUCGUUUAGGUCUCACUAUAAUAAAUAUGUUGAACACUGACAGCCAGGAUUAUAGACGGUUAUCAAUAAAUGGGCCAAUACACACAUAUAUAUGUAUAUUGUAUAUGUUAAUGACUAGUGGACCAUUAGUGACACAUUACUUUUUUUUUUUUUUUACAUCAUCUUUAUCAUAAUUAUACUAAUGUCUUUUAGCUUUUCUGAAAUGCUUUUGUAUUUGUUAAAUUAGAGAUGAAAGAAUCCAGGUAAUCCACUGAUAAUCUGUAUUUUCAUAUAAUGAUUGUUUUGCACCAUUAGCUGUUUCCAUUCUGGUUACUUAUCAUAUUAACAUGGUUAACAGCUCGCAGUGUUAUUUUACUCCAGAUUGUUACAGCGCUACUUAUCCCAUAAAAGCCUACAUGAUGAGUUGUGUUUGAAGUAGCUGUGUUAGUAGGGGGAUGAUUUAUUUUCAUUUUGCCGAUGUAAGACAAGAUAAUGGAUGCAUGUAUUUAUUAAUGAUGGAAUGUCUGCUCAUUUGUUUUUGCAUUCAUUUAAAUGUAGCACAGCUUCAUUUGGUACAGGAACUCUCCUUUUGAAUGAUUUCAUGUUACUCAGAUCUAAAGCAUUUAGCAGGCUCUUUUUAGGAUUUAAAAUGUUUGAAGGUUGUGUGUGUGUGGAUUAAGUUAUAAUGAAAAAAAGAACAAAAGCAUUUGCUCUCAGUAUUUCAUUAUCUCGUGAUGACAGAAGGUUUCAGACAAACUGCUGUAGAGUUACUUUAUACAGCUUCAGUUUUACUUCUGAAUGAAGAGUGGAUUUUGCACUUUGCUUUUGUUAGUGAUUAUUUUUGUGUAUAUUUCAGCCAAUAAGACUCAGUAUUCAGUAAAGUGGACACAAAUACAUGUUUGCUUUUGAGAUUAAAAUUUCAUCCUUGACUUUAAACACAGUAGUUGACAAAAUGUCACCACAAGGUUCGUCCCUUUAGGAGCUGUUGUGGAGCUUUCGAUCAUAUCCACGACAGCUGAGCAAACUCAGUCUGCUGAGAGUGUGUGUGUGGUGUGAUGUGAUUGACAGCUCCCAAACAGCCACCUUAAUAGACCUUGUGGUGAGAUUUGAAAAUUAUUUAACAGCCUGCUCAUUUCUAGGUCACCUUGACUAUUUCAGCAUUUUGGGCGAAACUAGUAAUAGUAAAUACAAUCGUGAUUCCAAAAAAGUUGGGAUGUUGUGUAAAACAUGAAUAAAAACAGAACGC